AGUUGCAAAUACCAAAAGCUCUUCAGGAUGGGGGAGGGAGUGGAGCCUAUAUAUGUGGACCUUGCCUCCGAGAGUGACGAUCCACAUGUCACCAUAAUUGAAAGCCUCUGUCUGCGUUGCCAAGAAAUGGGAACCACCCGUCUGCUGAUGACCCGAAUCCCGCACUUCCGCGAGGUCAUCCUAACCUCCUUCGACUGCUCCCACUGCGGCCACCACAACACAGGCUUCCAACCGGGCCGAGUGCAGGAGCUGGGGGUGCGCUACGAGCUGGCCAUCAAGGAGGCACGGGACCUGAGUCGUCAGGUGGUCAAGUCGGACCACGCCACCUUCAGCAUCCCCGAGGUGGAGCUGGAGAUCCCGGGAGAUGGCGAGAAGGGAGAGGUGACCACAGUUGAAGGGAUCAUCCGGCGCACGAUUGAAGGGCUAAACCAGGACCAGUCUGCUAGAAGGCUGAUUAAUCCCGAAGUUGCCGAACAGAUUGAGAUCUUUAUGGAUAAGCUAACUUCCCUCCUGUCACUAGAGGAGCCCUUCACGAUAGUUGUGGAUGACACCACAGGCAACAGCUUUGUGGAGAACCCCUUUGCCCCCAAACCAGACCCGGAGCUGAAGAAAAAGAAUUACAGAAGAACAGCCGAGCAGAACGCGGCUCUCGGCCUGCAGGAGGUGGAAUCGGAGCUGACGGCCGUCCAGGAAGCGGAGGAGGAAGAGGAGGAGGAGAAGGAAGAGGGGGAGGGAAAUGGAGAGGGAGAAGGAGAGGAAGGCAAGGAAGAGGAAGAGGAGGAGAAGGAAGACAUCAAGAACGAAGUGUUGAGCUUCUCCACGCUGUGCGAUCGGUGCUCUAAGCCCGUCGAGACCAAGAUGAAGGUCACGCAGAUUCCGUACUUUCAGGAGGUCAUCAUCAUGGCCACCCACUGCGAGAGCUGUGGGAACCGCACUAACGAGGUCAAGAGCGGCAGCGGAAUCCACGAGAAGGGCAAGAAGAUCAGCCUGAGGAUCACCGACCCGACCGACCUGGCCCGCGACGUCCUCAAGACCGAGACCUGCACCGUGGAGAUCCCCGAGCUCGACCUCUACAUCGGGAGUGGGAUCCUCGGCGGGAAGUUCACCACCCUGGAGGGCCUGGUGACAGACAUCCGCGAGGACCUCAAGAGCAACCCCUUCCUCUCAGGAGAUUCCUCCCAGAGCGAACGCAGGGCCCUGAUGGAGAAGCUCACGGACGACUUGACUUCGGUCAUAAAUGGAGAACUCCUGGUAACGAUCACCAUGGAUGACCCAGCCGGCAACAGCUACUUGCAGAAUGUCUAUGCCCCUGAUGACGACCCAGAGAUGACAGUUGAGGAGUAUGAGCGCACCUUCGACCAGAACGAAACCCUGGGACUGAAUGACAUGAAAACAGAGAACUACGAAGAGGAAACAGUCGAGUCCAAGGCGGUGGUAGCAUGAUCAUCAAUCCCUGUCUAGCACUGUUUAUUGUCGUCUUUGUUGUUAUUUAUAGCAAUAGUUAUGAUAAUUGGUGAUGAUGCUUGUGCAGAGCUAUUUAAGAUGUAAAUAUGAAAGGCAAGGAGUAGUUUAUUCUCAAUUCAAAUAGUUGUUUGUUACAAUUAUGUGUUGAUGAAAGGAGAGAGAGAGAGAGAAAAAAAAAAUAACCAAAGAAAA
Messenger RNA from Penaeus indicus, 1656 nucleotides. It is a transcript of the gene Zpr1, whose product is annotated as zinc finger protein ZPR1-like. The transcript has 7 exons. Gene Ontology annotation, cellular component: cytoplasm; nucleus. Lineage: Eukaryota; Metazoa; Arthropoda; Malacostraca; Decapoda; Penaeidae. Bases 28 to 1443 code for a protein of 471 amino acids. The record is from RefSeq and is a predicted model, not a curated record. Gene Ontology annotation, molecular function: zinc ion binding.